Messenger RNA from Schistosoma bovis, 4126 nucleotides. The record is from the annotation of a GenBank genome assembly. Lineage: Eukaryota; Metazoa; Platyhelminthes; Trematoda; Strigeidida; Schistosomatidae.
UUUGACUACGCGGGUCUUUCCCCUACUGCGUUACUCCCCUCCAGCUCAUCAGCAAUGGAAAUAUUUAGAAAAUAUUUAGGUGGUUCGACGGAAUCAGACGAGGUUGUUGGAGCUGAUAUUGUGGAUAAGCUUGUAGAUCGCUACCAGUCUUCAACUAGAAUUGAUGACAAGAGGGAUGCUUUACGGGCCCUGAAAGCGAUUUCUAAGGCAAGCAAACAUUUUUAAUCUUUAUAUAUCUAGGUGUUUAGAAGUACCGAUUGGAGGUUGGAACUCAAGCAAUGAUGAUCUUCUCUUCAGUCCUGAAAAAUGAUUGGGAGGAUUCGGAUUGUGUAUGUUACGCCUUGGAAGGCCUUUAUUCUGUGAUGAACGAUGAAAUAAGCGAACAAGUUGAACCUCAUGAGUUAGUCAAUAUACCAACUGACCUGGGUGUACAGUUCACGGAAAUGUAUAUGAAGAACACUGAGAAUUACCAAACUUUAUUGUCACUUUUGGAUGCACCUGAGAGUUUUAUUCGACGGAACGCUAUGCGGUUGCUUACAGUGCUUUCUAUCAAUCGUCUAAAAGAUACUCAAAAUGCUCUCCUUCAGUGUCGUACCGGAGUUUCAAAACUUGUGGAUAUACUUUCAGACACUCAUGAAGUUUUACGGAAUGAUGUCAUACUUCUUCUAACGGAACUCACCAAAGCAAAUGCUAACAUCCAGAAAAUAGUAGCCUUUGAAAAUGCUUUCGAUUGGUUACUGAAAAUCAUAUAUUCUGAAGGUCUGUGUGAUGGUAGUGUGGUUGUAGAAGAUUGUCUUCGUUUAUUAUUUCAAUUGUUAGACGGUAAUCCAUCUAACCAAGUCUUGUUUGCAGAAGGGAAUUUUAUUCAGCGUCUUUCGCUUUUAUUUGACUUGCAUUCUACUGAAAGUACACAGUCACACCUUUGGUCUGCACAGAAAGUUGUCAAUGCGGAGGUAGCUAUGCAGGUUGUUCAAACCUUGGUAGCGCCUUGUAAUAAAGCUCAAUUAACGCGAAACUGCCAGAAUGUGAUUUAUGAUUGUGGUCUUCUAGAAAAACUAUGUAAUAUUGUGAUGAUUAGUGGUGUUCCAGCAGAUGUCCUAACAAAAUCAAUCUAUGCUUUAGCGGACUCAAUACGUGGAUGCCCAAGAAAUCAAGAAUAUUUAGCAAAUUUAGUUACACCUUCAGAGCCCCCUCAAUCUGCUGUGAAUGUGCUACUCGUAUCUAUGUUAAAUAAGCAUCAAUCUGUAGUUGUGCGUGUAGCUACGCUAUACUGCUUUCAAUGUUAUCUUGCUUCCAAUCAUCAAGGACAGAAUGCAAUUGUGAUGACAUUGCUGCCUAAACCUAAUGAUGUUCCACAGCUUGGUGUUAGCGCUGGUCAGUUGCUUUGUGGAGGAUUGUUUUCCAGUGAUUCAUCAGCUUGGUUUUCUUCAAUAGCUCUUCUUCAUUGUAUCCAUGAUAAUGUACAGCUUAAAGAAGAACUUUUGCGCGUACAUUUAUCUCCUAAUGAAGGAGCUCUACCUGUUACCCUUUUUCAUCAGUGCUUUAUAUGGCAACAACAGUGUAAUCGUUUUCAAACUCGCAUGGGUUUACUGCAAUUAUUAUGUACUUGGUUCACAAACUGUUCUGAAGCAAUAAGAUGUUUUUUAAAUCCAUCAUCCGGUACAGGAGAUGAUCGGACAGAAUCAGUGAAUCGUGGCUCGUAUUUAUGGACGCUUAUUGCAGAAGCGUGCGCAGUGGAUAAUGACGAAAAUGAAGCAUUAGUUCACGGUUUGACUACAUUAUUAGUUUGCAUCUGUGUAAUUUACAAUCCUGGGAAUGUAAAUGGAUUUGAAAGAUCAACAUUAUAUAAUGCCCUGGAGAAACGUAUCGGGAUAGAUAUGAUUUUAGAACGUCUAAGUCAAAUAUCCAAAGCUGAAUCAUUUAUUACAGCCUCAAAAAAACCUCAAAUAUCUGUUCAGUCUACUGAUGAUUUAAUAUUUGAUUAUACAUUUACACGUUUAUUCAAACGAUUAGAAUAUGAAGUAAUGCAUACAUUCCAGUUGGACAGUAGUAAUAAUGGAGUAAAGAAUUGUACUUCAUUUAGUGAUAAUCACCAAAAUAGUAAACCUGUCGAUCCUACAAUUACAACAAUAAGUAAACAACAAUAUGAUGAGAAGCUGGCAAGACAGGAGAAUGAGAUAGCGAUGUUGCGUAAUCGUAUAAGUGUAUUAGAAUCUGAGCUGAAUACUUGUCGUUCUACAAUUAAUAGUAAUACUCCAAGUGAUGCAAAACAGAAUAACAUGGUCAAUGAAGAUCAACUACAAAAAUUAACCAUAACUGACAAUGUUACUAUUCAAAAUUUAGAACAGAAGUGUUUAAUGCUUGAAAAAGAACGUGAUAAUCUACGUGGUGAACAUGAAGAUUUAUUAUUACUUUUAAAUGAUCAAGAUGUAAAAAUUAUGAAAUUGUGUAAACUUGUUCGAGAGUUAGGCGGUCUUAUACCAAACGAUAUUGAAUUAAAUAAUGUUAGUGAUUCACAAAUUACAGAUAAUCAUCAUAAUCAAUUAAGUAAUGAAAAUACUAAUCAAUCAUUAUCCACAUUUCAAACAAUUCCUUCAACUCUUCAACCAGAUACAUUACAGUGUCCAACAAAUUUCUCAUUUACAACUUCUGAACUAACUUUAUCAUCUAAUUCAAUAAGUAUUUCAACACCCUCAUUAUAUUGUGUUUAUGAUGAUAAUAAAUUACUUCAUACAUCACCACCUCCAUUAUUAUCUACUAAUUCUAUACAAAAUGUAAUCAUGUCAACAACAGUAACAACAAGUCAAUAUUACUGUCCACAAGUAUAUUUUAAUGCUGUAACACAAAACUAUCCAUGUUCACCAUCAUCUACUUCAGUAACAUUGUAUUCUACUAAUAAUUAUCCAAUGAUAUCAUCGAAUUCGUUGAAUAAUGAUCAUUUGAAUUCAUAUACAAAUACACAAUAUUUUAAUGUUAAACAAUAAUAAAACAUUAAUUAAAAAGAAUACAUUUUAAAACUUCUGAUAUUACACAUGAAAUAAUUGUACAUUACUUUAAUGCAUCAUAUGAUGCCUACGGUUUUUUCUUAUUUGAUUCAUUCCUCUAUGAAUAAAUGAAUAGAAACUUAUUUUUUAUGUGUAAAUGCGUUAGUUCAUCUUAUUUAAUUGUCAAUUUGUUUAACUUUUUUUUUACUUUGAUUUUCUUUUCUUUUUUAUUUGAUGUUUUAGGUUCGUUGUUUCCGCUUUUUUUCCCCUAAAUAACAACCCCAAAAUAUUGCGUUGUGCUUAUUAUUGUAUCUUCAACUUUUUUUCUUCUUCUCCUCCUCAAUAUUUUCUAAUAUAAAAAGCGGUUUGUUCUCAAGAAAAGGAAUAAAUUUUUUUAAGAAAAAAAAAUUGAUUUAUACGUAGAUAGUUGUAGGGUAGGGUCAACGUUGAAAUUUGGACUGUUUUUACUGAUUGUAUACACUCAAUAAUUAGUUGUUCUGGUCUCCUGUUUAUCUAUAUUCCAUGGAUUGUAGUGGUUUUUUUUCUGGUUGAUUUGUGCUCUGUUGAGUAAUUUACUUGGAUAAGAUGAUAUUGUUUUUAAAUUUAACUGGUUCUUCAUUCAACUCUGUUAAUUUCUUAUAAGAUGGAGAUUCAUGUUCAUCGUUAAUUAACAAACGAUGUAUGUAUGCUAAAGACAAUAUUUCGUAAAAUAUGCGUGUGCUUUUGUAUACUGAUGCUUUUUAUGUUGUUACUUGACAUAAUCAACCUAACUUCAUUCACUAAGUGAAAGUAAUAUAUUUAGGAAAUGUAACUUGUAUAAUGAGUGUGUUACUUGUGUAUUUGAAAUUCAUUGUGUAAUUGAGGAAGAAAUAAAGAAAACUCAAUGUAGAAAGUUUUCGUCUCUACAAUAUUGUUUACUGAAGUUACACGAUCGUAUUGAUAAUGAGUUAACAGAUGCAAUCUGUUAAGAAGAUUCACAUAUCAAAGUAGGGUUACACAGUGAUCGGGAAGUUUAAAAAAAACAAUAAAAUGAAACCGAAUGUAUGAAUGGUAAGUGUAGACUUGAUAAGUAUAAAAGUCGUAGGGAAAAAACCAGAAACUCCCCUAGGUGGAUCCUUCAUGUCCACCAACCCGGUUAAAGC